AGGCCGGGGAGCGCGCGGCGCCUGCGCGGCCUUUUCACCGUGCUUCAAUCCUCUGGAGCGAGCUGAAGAGAGGAAGGGCCAGCGCUGUGUUCCUGCUAGAACUGAAAUGGAUGGAGUUGAGAGGAAAAAGACAGAGGCUCGGAGGAGCAUCAUGAAAGACAGCGAGCUCAAACGAGACUCCGGCAUCCCUGAGCGCGUGACACUCAAGAAGGAGAUCGGGCUUCUGAGCGCGUGCACGAUCAUCAUCGGGAACAUCAUCGGCUCGGGGAUCUUCAUCUCUCCUAAAGGUGUUCUAGAGCACUCGGGCUCUGUGGGUUUGGCUCUGGUGGUGUGGAUGUUGGGUGGAGGCAUCGCUGCUCUUGGCUCCCUCUGCUACGCUGAGCUGGGCGUAACCAUACCCAAAUCUGGAGGAGACUAUUCCUACGUCACCGAGAUCUUCGGCGGACUCGUGGGGUUUCUGCUGUUAUGGAGUGCAGUAUUGAUCAUGUAUCCCACUACACUGGCAGUCAUAGCGCUCACCUUUUCCAGCUACGUGCUUCAGCCUGUGUUUCCAUACUGUGUUCCUCCAUACAUCGCCACACGCAUGCUGUCCGCCAUCUGCAUACUGUUUUUGACGUGGGUGAACUGCUACAGUGUGCGUUUGGCCACACGGAUCCAGGAUGCGUUUACCGUCGGGAAGCUCCUGGCUCUGGGACUCAUCAUUACUGUGGGAUUAGUGCAGAUCUGUGGAGGUAACUAUGAGAGUCUGACCCCGCAGACGGCGUUCACCUUUAAUAAAGCUCCGUCUAUAGGCCAGAUCGCCCUGGCUUUUCUUCACGCCUCCUUCGCCUUCAGCGGAUGGAACUUCCUCAACUACGUUACAGAGGAAGUAGUGGAUCCCAGGAGGAAUCUACCCCGUGCCAUCUACAUCUCCAUUCCACUGGUGACAUUUGUGUACACGCUCACAAACAUCGCCUACUUCUCCUCAAUGUCACCUGAGGAGCUGCUGUCCUCAAACGCUGUGGCUGUCACGUUCGGUGAGAAGCUUCUCGGGAUGUUUUCCACACUCAUGCCCAUUUCUGUGGCUCUGUCCACUUUCGGGGGUAUCAAUGGUUACCUGUUCACCUCCUCCAGGUUGUGCUUUUCCGGGGCUCGUGAAGGACAUUUACCCAGCCUUCUGGCUAUGAUCCACUUUAAGCACUGCACACCGAUCCCAGCUCUGCUCGUCUGCUGCACGGCCACAAUUGUAAUCUUGUGCAUUGGCGAAACCCACAACCUCAUAAACUACGUCUCUUUCAUCAACUACCUCUCCUAUGGAGUCACUAUUGCUGGCCUGCUGUACUACAGAUGGAAGAAGCCAAACUUAUACAGGCCGAUUAAGGUGAGUCUGCUGGUGCCUGUGUGUUACCUGCUCUUCUGGGCUCUCCUGCUGGCCUUCAGUUUGCACUCGGAGCCGCUGGUGUGUGGUGUGGGUUUGGUCAUUAUGCUCACUGGAGUACCCGUUUAUUUCCUGGGGGUUUACUGGAAAGACAAGCCCAGAUGCAUAUAUGACUUCACAGAGUGGGCCACAUACCUGGGACAAAGAGUGUUUUUUGUGGUUUUCCCACAAAUCGACCCCAUUGAGUUGGCAGAAUGGACUGACAAAUCUUCCUUCACAAGCAAAGCUUCGGGACAUCUUUGAGCUUUGAUUUACAUUAAUUUGGCAGCUCUUCGCUUAAAAUAAACGAUGUCGUAUAAUAGUAGUAGUAGCAGUAGUAAAAAAGGGAAAUGAAACAAUAACCGCCUCAUUUAUCUCAAUGGGGACUGUAUAUGUGAAUGUCUGCUUCCUGCUUUUAUGGAUCAUGUUGCUCACUGUUUUAUUUAGGAGUGCUAUUUUGAAUCCCUGUAAUUCGUUAUUGGGUUUCACUCUGUUGAUACAUGUACAGAAUCUCUCCCCUCUUUUGUACAAUACUUCAUCUGUGAUGCCUUAAUCACAUAACAGAUUAUGCAGACACUGCUGUAAAUACAUUUAAAGACUUUCUAACAACGUUCACUCUUCUCAGUUUGGGCUUUUAGUCUGAAACGACGGUGUUCCCUUCAGGUAUAUUUUCUUAUUCUUUCAGAAUGUGAUUUGUGAAUGAAUUGCUUAAAAUGGCUGACAAGCGACUGAAAGUCAGAGUUAUUGGCCCUCCUGUAAAUUUUAAUUUCUAAUAACUGAUAUUUUAAUCUUUGCCAUGAUGACAGCACAUAAUAUUAGACUAGAUAUUCUUCAAGACACUAGUAUUCAGCUUAAAGUGACAUUUAAAGGCUUAACUAGGGUAAUUAGGGUAAAGUUAGGGUAAUUAGGCAAGUCAUUGUAUAACAGUGGUUUGUUCUGGAGACAAUCCAAAACUAAUAUUGCUUAAGGGGGCUAAUAAUAUUGUUGUUAAAAGGUAUUUCAAAAAUUAAAACAGCUUUUAUUCUAGCCGAAAUAAAACAAAUAAGAUUUUCUCCAGAAGAAAAAAUAUUAUAGGAAAUACUGUGAGAAAUUCCUGAAUCUGUUCAAUGUCAUUUGCGAGCUAUAGGAAAAGGAAAUUUACAGGAGGACUAAUGAUUGUGACUUCAACUGUAUUGUACUCGCUUUUUUCCUAUUUUUUUCCCCCUUUAGUGAAAACUUGCUGAGGUUUAUAGAGGAUUAGAAUCUGUAGGGUUUAACAUUAACACUCACCAAGUGCUGAAGUAAAAAAAAACAGUAUUGUUGAGUAAAUAGUGU
This is a messenger RNA of Danio aesculapii, 2710 nucleotides long. RefSeq names its product solute carrier family 7 member 10b (gene slc7a10b). NCBI's taxonomy places the organism in Eukaryota, Metazoa, Chordata, Actinopteri, Cypriniformes, Danionidae. Gene Ontology annotation, biological process: D-alanine transmembrane transport; amino acid transmembrane transport; D-serine transmembrane transport. Gene Ontology annotation, molecular function: L-amino acid transmembrane transporter activity; neutral L-amino acid transmembrane transporter activity. The transcript has 11 exons. The coding region runs from base 107 to 1660 and encodes 517 amino acids. Gene Ontology annotation, cellular component: membrane. The record is from RefSeq and is a predicted model, not a curated record.